GCCGGAAGUAAAGAUGGCGGACGUGUCGGGCAGCGAAGUGUCAGAGGAGAAAGAAGCCGAAAUGGAGGCGAGGAGGAGGCCGAGGAGGCCGUGGGAGGACGCGCACAGGUCGGGCAAAGCGGGCCUGACCCCCGGGCUGCCGGAGACUCUGGGGGUUUACGACAUUAGCGCUGUCAGGAGGGAGCAACGCGACAUGUCUGCAGAUCCGUCGUUGACACGUUUCAUCAGCACAGAGCUCACCAGAGGAUACUUCCUGGAGCACAAUGAGGCAAAGUACACGGAGCGCAGAGAGAGAGUUUACACAUGCAUGCGUAUUCCCAAGGAACUGGAGAAGUUGAUGACCUUUGGCUUCUUCCUGUGUGUCGACGCCUUCCUGUAUGUGUUCACGCUGCUGCCCAUCAGGGUGCUGCUCGCCCUGCUUCGCCUCCUCACCCUGCCAUGCUGCGGCUUCAGGGCACGUACAUGCCCCUACUGCAGAAGAAGCAGUGGGUCACGGCUGCUGCAGCCAGCGCAGGUGUGCGACGUGCUGAAGGGCCUGAUCAUGGUGCUGUGCUUCUCCAUGAUGCACUACGUGGACUACUCCAUGAUGUACCACCUGAUCCGAGGACAGUCGGUCAUCAAACUCUACAUCAUCUACAACAUGUUGGAGGUGGCAGAUCGACUCUUCUCCUCUUUCGGCCAAGAUAUCCUGGACGCUCUCUACUGGACGGCCACGGAACCCAAAGAACGGAAAAGAGACAGUAUAGGAGUCAUCCCUCACUUCCUCAUGGCCGUCUUCUACGUCUUCCUCCAUUCCAUCCUCAUCAUGGUCCAAGCCUCCACCCUCAACGUCGCCUUCAACUCCCACAACAAGUCCCUGCUCACCAUCAUGAUGUCAAACAACUUCGUGGAGAUCAAAGGAAGCGUGUUCAAAAAAUUUGAAAAGAACAACUUAUUCCAAAUGUCCAACAGUGAUAUCAAAGAGCGGUUCACCAGCUACGUUCUCCUGCUCAUCGUCUGUCUCAGGAACAUGGAGCAGUUCUCAUGGAACCCAGAGCACCUGUGGGUGUUGUUCCCCGACGUCUUCAUGGUCGUCACCUCUGAAGUCGCUGUCGACAUUAUUAAACACGCUUUCAUCACAAAGUUCAACGACAUCACUGCAGACGUGUACAGUGAAUACAGAGCCAGUCUGGCCUUCGAGCUCGUCAGCAGUCGACAGAAAAAUGCUUGUACUGACUACAGUGACUCAGUGGCUCGGAGGAUGGGAUUCAUCCCUCUGCCUUUGGCUGUUCUGCUUAUCCGAGUGGUGAUGACUUCAGUCAAGGUGCAGGGAGCCCUGUCAUAUACGUGUGUUUUCCUCUUUUAUCUUGGGUUGGUUACACUUAAAGUGUUGAACAGUAUCGUGCUCCUGGGGAAGUCGUGUGUUUACGUCAAGAGAGCCAACAUGGAGGACAAACUGUUUGAGAAGCCCUCCACCCCCACUGCCUCUUCCUCUGCAAAGACCCCCAGUAAAGCUGAGCCGGCCAGAUGUCCCACACCUUCAGGUGAAUCUAAGGUGGAUGAGGUCCCUGCCACACCCUGCAGUCCACCAUCCUCUUCCUCCACCUCCUCCUCUUCCUCUGUGACCACUCAGCCGGCUCCCAGGACUGACUUGUUUCCUCCCCCGCCCACUGACUCCUCUCCUGCUGCACCAGCAAGUCGUCCUCCAUCUCCAUCUCCACCACCUGAACCAGAACAACCCGCAGCCUCACUCUCCAAAGAAGAACAGGAGGAGGAUGAGGAGGAGGCACAAGCAGCCGCUGAGCUGAAGCACAGGACUCCCAAAAAUGACCUGCUGGAGGUCGACCGGUUCACAAUUGUCGGUAACCGCAUCGACUGAGCAGCAGCAGCAGCCGCGGAUGUAGUGAUGAACCACUCAGGAAGGACAGACAGCGGAGGCCUCUCAGCCCGGCUCUUCUGGCCAACAGCAGCAACAAGCUGAGUAUUUAUUCAAGUCAGUGGCGACACAGUGCGUUAUGUGAACAGAGACACAGCCUGAGACCAUCCCGCUGUGCUGGAAGCCUGAAGUCGAGAAGAAUGACGAGGAAAACUUGAGCAGGAUUUUAACAGCAGGAGAGAGAGAGAGGGAGGGAGGCGUCAGGAUGAACUGGUGUGUGUGUGUGUGUGUGUGGGUGUUAGGAUGGUUCAGUGUUGAGAGUGUGUGAUCCAGCGUAUGUGUGAGCACACAAGCACUUCCAGUGUGAGCAGCACUGGGACCAGGAAGAGAGACGUUUUCUCAGUUUGCUCAGCAGCUUGAAAAGAACCCAGAAUAACUUCUAAACUAAAACCUGGCGCCAUUUAUAUCUGCAUCAAGUGUUCCCUCUUCCCUCUAGUUAAAACAAAUGUCAGGGUAUUUUAGUCUGAAUGUUAGUUGUAGGUCUCUCAUUCAAUCAGUGUACAAGACAAACUUAUUAUUCUUUAAGGAGCCGCACCAUCAGAUUUACUGAGGUUAUAUUCACACUGUUCAAUAAAGAGGAACUAGAGGUGGUCAAAGUCGAGUUUCCUCCAAACUGAGGGUCAGGUCCCUGUAGUGAUGAAAGAUACAUUUAAGUGGUCUUGAGAUGAUUAACGAGACAUGAAAGCGGAAUAAAAAAUAUAUUUUGCUGCACAUAUAAUACAGUUUAAUUAGAUCCCUCUACUAUUUCUAUACAUUUUACCUUUUAGGCAAGAGGAAAAGAGAAAGAAUGAUCUUUUAGAAUUGGUCUCAACUGUUUCACACACAGCUGGUGAUCUGAGGUCGCUCAGAGUUCAGAACAAACUAGUAAACACUGCAAUUAACCGUCACACACUGUUGAUAUUAGAGUCUCUGCUUCUCUGCUCGCUUCAUCUGCCGCUGUGUUCAAACGAAAGUGAAAGUUUAUACCUCGCUGGGGCUUGUUUGGGUUUUUAAAGAGCAGCUUAAAGUGGAGCAGCCACGUUCCGUCAUUAGCAGCCGACACAGAAACCUUUUAUUCAAAGGCCCAGUCAGCGCAGGGCAUUACCCGAAGCCGCAGCUCUAAUGUUGAAAGGCUCCGACACUAAAUCUGUUGCUUCUCCAGCCACUUACACCCAGAAAAAGAGCUUUUGCUGAAGAUAAUCUCAGUUUCCUUCCUGCUAAGGUUACGUUUGUCAUCACUUUGCCCCGAGGGACUCAUUCUUUUACAUCUCACAUCCUUCAAGGUUUAACGAGGGUGAUUGUCGUUGGAUAGAAAUUGUAUUUACUUCUUCGUUACUUUCGGUCUGGAGAAUGUUUGCACUGAUGGACCACGUUGUCUUAAAUGGGACGGGUCCAGUUUCUCAUCGGCCUCUCAAGUGAUGUUCUAAUGUUUACAUCCUCAGAAAAAAAAAAAGAAGCAAUAUUUCCACAACAAAAUGCCUUGUUUGAAUGCAUGCUUCUUUUUCUGUUGACUGAUCUUGUGAAUUUUUUAAUUUAAACUGAUUUUAACUUUUUCUUUAAUUGCAAUGAAAAACCUAUAAAGGCAAUAUAUGUAUUAAUAUAUAUAUAUUAUCGUAUUUGCUAUCAUUUGUUACACAUGUUUGUGAUUUAAGCGUGAACAAGAUAUUAUCUAUUAUUCCAAACAUAUAAUAUCAAAGUGCAUAAGUUUCCUGCAGCCAGACCCAAAGUUUCAGCUGCAGAAUCUCAUCUCAAUAAGUUGAAAUCCAUCAAUCAAUCAAUAAGGGAAAGUUCUGUAGUACUUCCUGGUUCCUGCCGUCGGUACUUUGCAUCAACAGCUUUGUGCAUCAAGCUUUUUCUUUUAGCUGAAUCAUAAAGACAAAUACAUUCGAGUGCUGACAGUGAUUUCAACAGUCUGAAAAUAAAAGUGGGUAAAUUGAAUAAUAUUUAGAAUGAUUCAAUUUCGUCUUUUUGGUCCCCUCAAUUCAUUAUGGAAUUCAAAAGGUACUUAUCAAACAUGAAGGUUUUAUUUUAAUGUUUUGCUUUGAAAAGAAUGAAGAUGUAUAUGAUAUAGAAUAUAGAUGUAUAUAAAGUUUACACAUAUCAGCCUUGAUUUAAUUCUGUUUUGAAGAGAGAGAUUGUAAUAUAAGAUACUUCUAUUUUUGGAGCUGCCAGUUGUUGUUCUUUUUCUUUUCUGUGCAUGAACUCUGACUCAGAACUUCAUGUGUUUGUUGUCAAAAGUCUUGUCUCCUCUGGUCUGAGCUCGGCCUCGUGGUGAUUGGUCUGAAGCCGACCCCCAGCAGAGCUCAGGGCCAGGAUGGAGACGAGGCUGAAGUGUUCUUAUGAAAGCUGCGAUGGUCCAAUACACUGCCUGCUCUGUUCAUCAGUUUGGUUCCUUAUUUAAUUGUAUGUAAAUUCUCUUUUUUUUUUUGGUUAAUAAAAAGUUGUUUUUUAA
This is a messenger RNA of Pleuronectes platessa (European plaice), 4346 nucleotides long. RefSeq names its product transmembrane anterior posterior transformation 1a (gene tapt1a). The transcript is spliced from 15 exons. Gene Ontology annotation, cellular component: ciliary basal body; endoplasmic reticulum membrane. Lineage: Eukaryota; Metazoa; Chordata; Actinopteri; Pleuronectiformes; Pleuronectidae. Gene Ontology annotation, biological process: positive regulation of cilium assembly; maintenance of protein localization in endoplasmic reticulum. The record is from RefSeq and is a predicted model, not a curated record. Bases 14 to 1858 code for a protein of 614 amino acids.